Messenger RNA from Salpingoeca rosetta, 1643 nucleotides. RefSeq lists its product as uncharacterized. Gene Ontology annotation, biological process: N-glycan processing. The transcript is spliced from 5 exons. Lineage: Eukaryota; Choanoflagellata; Craspedida; Salpingoecidae. The coding region runs from base 203 to 1381 and encodes 392 amino acids. The record is from RefSeq and is a predicted model, not a curated record. Gene Ontology annotation, cellular component: glucosidase II complex.
GGUUGACGUACCCAGUGGUCUGUGCGUCUCCAGGAGUAAGCUGGCCAACGCACGCUCAAUCCGCGUCUCUUCAUUGUGGGCCGGUGUCACCACUGUCACCAACACCCCACCUCCACCAUCAUCACCUUCUUCCAUCACCACCAACAACGUGCGCGAAUUGCAGCAGAGUCCUCCCACAAACAUUCUCGCACAACCAACAACAAUGAUGAGGAGGGUGGUGUUGCUGCUGGCGUUGGCGGUGGUGGUGGUGGGGAGUGCUGGGUGCUGCAUGGGCGAUGUGAGGCGCAUUCGGGUGGUGGACCAGCCCGCAGGCGGAGCACACGCGUCAUCGUCGUCCUCGGCUUCGUCGUCGUCGUCGUCCUCUUCCUCGUCCUUCUCAUCGUCGUGGCCAGAGCUGCAUGGCCGCGUGCCGAAAGCCGCGUUUGCUGGUCCCCAAGCGUUUGCGCCGCUCGUGUCCCAGUGCUUCUCCUACUCAAAGUCAACGUACUUGUACCGCGUGUGCUUGUUCGACAAUGUCACGCAGCAUGACAUUACCAGCACGUGGCAAGGCUAUCACGGCGUCUUGGGCACGUACGCUGAGUGGACCUCAUCCCGGGACGCCCUCACAGGGCUGUACUUCAGCAAUGGCGACACCUGCCACAACGUCGACCGUCACGCAAACGUGACGUUUGAGUGCGGACAGAAGAACCGGGUCGUUGACGUACAAGAGCCGUCCAUGUGCCAAUAUGUGCUUCGCUUCGAGACCCCGCUUGCAUGCAACGACACCCUGGCCUUGGAGCGAGCGCUGUCAGGGAUGCGAGCGGCGCGACUGGCCACCCUCCGCGAUGAGCUUGCACACGAAGAGAUUACAGAAGCCGGGUUUGACCGGCGCCUCCACCAGCUGCUGGCGAUGGACGGGCUCGUGCCCAGGCCGUCACGCAGCACAGUCACCCCCGCGUCCACCGCCACUGCCGCUGCAAACCGUGAAGGCGACACAGGCACGACGAUGUCAGACGAUAUCGACAGCCACGGCGGCGAGGAUGCUGUGCGCGUGGAAUCACCGCUGCUGGGUGCGGGCGAUGACAUUGAGUGGGAUGAUGAGGACCGCACCGUGGGUGACACGCGUGUGCAAACUGCUGCAUGCUUGCAGGACCGUGACGUGCUUACAGCUGUGCGUGAGGCUGCGGCCACUGCGCUGGCGCAGCACGCUGCCGUGCACGAUGUUGACGGCGUUGUUGACGCCAUUGUCGAGCAGCUGCAGCUGCGAGUAGGGUCGAGCAGCGCCAGGGUGGAUGGUGGUGCUGGAGAAGAGGCGGCUGUUGGUGUCGAUGACGGUGAACAAGACACUGACAGCAAGGCUGACACCAACGCUGGCGGGGGUGGCUGGUGGUGGAAUGCAUAGCAGCAACAGCUUGCUCGGUGGCGGUGAUGUGAUCGGUUACGCGCGCGCAUGUGUGUGUGUGUGUUUGUAUUUCAACACCACAUGCUCGCAUGACUCUUUCAUCACGUUCCUCUCCUGUACAUACGUGUGGCAAUUGUCUUGUAUGUGCGUGCACAUGCACGCAUGCUCUCAAUGUGUGUGUGUGUGUGUAAUCAGGUCACCUGUGUUGACAGUUGUGCCAAGGGUCUCAUGUCACAUCACUCCUUAAAAUGUGUAAUCUCAG